AUGGUCGCAAACCGAGCUGAAGCCCUCGCGGAGGAGCUGCACGAAAGCAAACAGGCGCAUAACAAGGACAAGGGAGCACUCACUGCUUCCAAACUAGAAGUUAUCAAUCUCCGGAAGCAGCUGCGGAUGUCGGAGCACAGACAGAAGGUCGCCGAAGGUGAUCUACAGCUCUUGGUCCUAAAGUGCAAAUUCCGGGAAGGAGAUGGUGAAUGCUUCGAGGGAGUGGAAGCAGUUCAUACCGACGACAAGGCGCUCAAAGCUAUUCUACCCGACGCGCCAGUCCACCCUCCAGAGAUGUACAAAGCGCGUUCGGAUCGGAAUUCGAAGGUUCAGAACAGCGCGCCUUCGGUAAACCCAGAACCAGGUCGCCACUUGGACCAUCUCGUCCUUGAUCUAGAGGACGAAGACACUGCCGACUCUAGCCAUGGUACUAAGCGGAAAUUUGAUGAAGCAAACUCAGAAGAGUCCAACGAUAACCCGGCAAUGUCGAAUCCUUCCCCAAGCCGGCGCCUGAUCGUGUGCAUCAGGUGCUAUCAGCUGAAGCUUCGCUGCGACACCGGAGAACCCUGCAACAACUGCGUCUCAUUCAACCACAUCUGCAAAAGGGCCAAGUGUAACGACUACGAGGUUGGGGCGUGUAGGCGAUCCGGCUGCCUAAGAGCACACCGCGCGGAUGAGAAGGCAUACAAGAACAUCGUUCGCGCAGGACAUAUUCCAAGGACCGACCCUUCCAGGCCGAUAAUCCCCAGGUCAAAGAAGCAGCGCAAGGACGACGAUGACGGAGAGGGGGGUUCGGGAAACUCUGGGGGCGGUGGCACACGUACUGGCAUUGCUCUUCCUUACUAA
Molecule: messenger RNA, 846 nt
Organism: Alternaria infectoria
Lineage: Eukaryota; Fungi; Ascomycota; Dothideomycetes; Pleosporales; Pleosporaceae
Exons: 2
Coding region: 1-846 (281 amino acids)
Biological process (GO): regulation of DNA-templated transcription
Molecular function (GO): DNA-binding transcription factor activity, RNA polymerase II-specific; zinc ion binding
Source: RefSeq, a predicted model, not a curated record